GACUGGGUGUCUGAUAUCAGAUUGCAUCUAAAGCCUGGCAGCCAGCCAGUGGCAGUCUAUUUAAAAAAGACCUUCCUUGCGCUGCAGCCACCAGUCUCUCAGAAACUCCUGCCCUGCUGGAAGCUACAGACUCCUUCUCUUUCACUCACUUGCAACACUUUGCUCAAGUAAACCCAACAUUUUUCUUCUUCUUCUUCUUCGAGAGAAAAGAAUUGUAUAUUUACAAAAAAAAAAAACAGAAAAAAAUUAAGACUCCAGUUUUUAGUUUUACCCCAAGAAAGUCUUUGCAGCUGAAUCAAUAGAAUUUGGGACCUGGUGAUUUUUUUUCCCUUGUACUUUGGUUUGUUCCAGGCUGAUCCAUUUUUCUUGCAACCUGUUGCAGGGAGAGAUUGCGAGGGAGAAGCAGCAAUCUGGCUGCAGCCGCAGGUUCCUGAUAAAAAGUGCUGGCUGAGUGAGUGCAGUUUUAAGGGGGCUUUUUUUGAUACCCCAGAAACACUCAUUCUUGGAGUUUGAGUCCACCCCCCUCUUUUUGUGCACAGUGGGGUUACCCUAUCACAGGUAGCUCAGCACCCCAGUUGUACCUUACUUGCUGUAGGGGCGCCCCACCACUAAACCCCAUGGAAAUGUUGCUGCCAAUGUGCCUGCUGUUGGUCUCCCUGUGCUUAGGGCAGUGCCAGGCUCUCGGUUCCUUUGUGCACUGUGAGCCCUGUGAUGAUAAAGCGAUGUCCAUGUGCCCCCCGACCCCGGUGGGGUGUGAGCUGGUGAAGGAGCCGGGCUGUGGCUGCUGUAUGACAUGCGCCCUGGCGGAGGGACACAGGUGCGGGGUAUACACAGAGCAUUGCGCCAAGGGCUUGCGCUGCCUGCCCGAGCAAGGAGAAGAGAAGCCCCUGCACGCCCUGCUGCAUGGCCGGGGGGUCUGCCUCAACCUGAAGAACCACAGAGACCAAAGCAAAAUAGAUAGAGAAUCCAGGGAAGAAGACCCAACCACCUCAGAGACAGAGGAUAUAUAUCAGUCAAAGCAUCGUGGAAAGAUGAGGCUUUCAGACCAAAAAGCAAUAGCCCUGAAUACUUUCCGUCAAAAGAAGCAUUCCCAGUCUAGGAUUGUGUCUGUGGAAAAAGUCCAGUCUCCGUCGACUCCAGAACACAGUAUUGAGAUAGAUAUGGGCCCAUGCCGUCGACAAGUGGAAACCCUCAUGCAGGAGAUGAAGUUGUCUCAUCGCGUUUACCCAAGAGCUUUUUACCUUCCUAACUGUGACAGAAAAGGUUUCUACAAAAGAAAACAGUGCAAACCUUCUCGAGGCCGUAAGCGUGGACUUUGCUGGUGCGUUGACAAAUACGGCUUGAAGCUGCCUGGGAUCGAUUAUGUCAAUGGAGACCUGCAAUGCCAUAGUUUUGAUAGCAGCAACACAGAAUGAUACCCCUGUUGCCGUGUUUGUUAAACCCUGAAGAUGAUCACUUGUGCUUUUAUUUUUCUUGGUUGUCCUAAAGGAUAAUCUUGUUUUUAUUUUUUAUUGUUUUUUCUUCCUCAUCUCAUUGCAAAAAUGAUGGAACCUUCAACAAAAAGAGAAUGACAUUCUGUCCAAAGGGAAAGAAUGUUUUUUUGAAUUUAAAAAGAUUCUGGAGGACACAGAGAAAUACAAUUUACCUCUGUAGGAAUCAAGGAGAAAGUGUUGGCUCAGGAGACCCCCUCCCCACCUACCCCUCAACCUAAAACCACCCACCAGAAAUGCACUCUUUUCAAUUUCUCCAUAAAUUUUGUAAUAAUUUUAAAAUGCCUUUGUAUCUGAAAAGGGAGACCUUUCUAUAAGCUUGGUUUUUGUUCCUUACGGUUCCUGCUCUGGUAUCAACAGACAAUGGUUAGGGCAAAUUACAUUUCACGGAAAUGGAAUAGGUCAUGAUGAGGUUUGCUUUGCCUCGGGCAUAAUAGUCCAUGGAGUGGUCAAUACAAACCCAUGAGAAAUAAAUAUUUCUCUUGAAGAUGUCUGUGUUACCUGAGUGAAUGACGUUUGGUUAUUUGGAAAAUAUAAAACCCAAAAUAAAGUGUUAAGACACAAAAGAGGCAGCUGACCUCUUUUCAAUUGGGUUGGUUUAGGUUAUUUUAGAAGUCCAGGAGAAGUGAAGCUGGUUCCCCAUGACCAUAAUAAGCAAAGAGGGGCUACAAUAUGAGCAAACAGUGUGCGAUAAGUCGGUAAAUGAUCACUAGUCUUCACUUAUUGAUGUUAGAUUUAAGCUUUCUUUCAAUGUUAACAAGUUGUAAUUUGCUAUAGGUACAGGAGACACCCGUCUGUAGUAUCAUUAUUCUAAAUAUUCAUCAUCUUUAUAGGUAGAGUGUUAAGCUUCUGUAUUGCAUUUUUUUUGACUUGUCACUUAGGAGGUGUGACAUCUAUUUUGGUGAUUGUGCCCUGUCUAAUGGCACACAAGACUCCCUAUAAUACGCCCAGUGACUUUGUUUUUCGCUAGACUGAAUAAACAAAACAUUGCAAUUAGGUGCCCCCUAGCACUCAAACUGUUCUUUCCUGAUUGCUUUAUCCCAAAGCAGUAAGCUCUAUGUCUUAUUUGCUGAAAAGCUGUGACUAAGCUUUUUUGUUUUUGUUUUUUUUUGUUUUUUUUUACCCUCAUUUUACACUUUGAUUCUAUUGUAAUAUUGCUGAACCUCGUAUUGAUGCCGGAUCUUGCCUUGCAGUACAUUUCAGUUUAUAAACAGCUUCUCCAAAGCAUUAUAUUAAAAGAAAGGGGAACCUCUCAACUCCAGUCCCUAGACGGGGGGUGGAAUCGGGUAGACCUAUGACUAUGCCCCGUUGUGCUUGGUGCUGUGUAAACUUUAUGACGUUUCAAUGAUUUUGUUGAAAAAAUAUAAGCUACAAAAAAGGAAAAAUGGAAUGCAAAUACUUUAUAGGCUAUUUGGAAGGGAUGUAAGGUGGACACCACAUGUUGCAGGCAUAGAAGCAACAAGAUGACUCAAGAUUUGCUUGUAGGCUUUAGAUACCACUCCUGAGUCUUUCUGAGUCUUACAUACCCUUGCAUCCGCUUUUUUGUAUUGUCACGCUGAACUCCAGUAGUUCAAGUUUUUGGAUAAACUAGACAAGGAAAUGGACGGCUCCCUUCUUGACAAAGAGUCUGGGAAAAAAAAUAUAUAUCGGACACCAAAACUAAAUAUACAGACAAAUCCCCCACCUCCAGAAUUUUUCGGGGGCUGUUGCUUGACUCUUCAUGACAUCCAAACUAGCAAAGCCAGGAAAUGCAAAUGGAUUUGGUGAUUACAAACCUAUGUUAUUCUAAUGCAAACAAUGGUUCAGAAGAAUGUUCCUUUUUUUUUUUUUUGAUAUAUAGCUUCUCAAGUUCAGGACUUUAGAAGACCAACAGUGUGCAAUAGGCCUUGAAGACAUUUUCUAGAAACAUUGGUUUUCACAGUGGACUAGAGAAGAUACCACUGCAUCUGGAUGCAGGACUGUGGACCCUUCUCCAAUAAAACACAUUGAACGAUGGAUGGCAUUAUCUCCGUAGCUGCCUUUAAUCAUACUCGAGACUAAAAAUAAAAGCACGACAAUGAGUUAAUGUGGACUUAGCUGAAUGGACACUGCCGUAUUAGUCCUGCCAUACAGAACCCUUCUAUGUUUUCCUUCUACUGGCAGACGUUCUCAGCUAAAUAUGGUUCCAGUAGCUGGAGCCGCACAAUGGAAUCCUUUUGGCUUGGAAUGGUAGAGAGACUUUUUGUUUUUUUAACACCCUUUUAUUUUGAGUGUUAUUUUUGUUAUAUGUGUGGCCUGUACGACUUGCAUACAAAUGUGUCAAGUAAAUGAUUUCUUUUGUAAGGUACUGAUUCAUUAGAGCCCUCGCUCCAGCUAAAUGCACACUGUUUUCGAACACUUCAGGAAAGAAAAUAUUUGCUUUGACCCAGUCCUUAUUCUAGAGAUCCCAAAUCUCUCUAAAUAUAUCCUGUGUAUAGCUACCAGAUACAUUCCCUUAACUCACUGCAAGCUCAUAGUUUAUUGUGGGACAUGAGCAUUCCUUCUCUGUAUCCAUACAGGGAGCUUUCAUGUUGUUUGCCUUGCACAUGAGUAGGAAGGUAAGCAGUAUAGCAGCUCUCACACACAUGUACCGAUAAAGAAUGUUCUUUGGUGCCACUUAAUGCUUGUUGAUUUUGGGCAGAUGAGAUUCCACUAAGAGAAGCCGAACAGAUCCCCCAUGUAGAAAUUCAAAUAUUCAAUUAAGGAGAGUUCUGUUUACAGAAAUCUGUGCUUUAUUUUCUUUCUAUAUAAGGGGAUGAAUUGACCACGAGGGCCUGUAUUAAAUGAGGUUUAGGUUCUCUCUUUAAAGGCCACAGUUUGUUUUAAAUGCAAUAAGCAGGUGAAAGAAAAAGUUUAUAGAGUAGCAGGUCAGUUUUUGGUGUUAUGGCAAAACCAUAGUUUGUUGUUUAUCAGUAACGUUAAACCAAUUGACUCUU
Molecule: messenger RNA, 4444 nt
Organism: Xenopus laevis (African clawed frog)
Lineage: Eukaryota; Metazoa; Chordata; Amphibia; Anura; Pipidae
Gene: igfbp5.L
Product: insulin like growth factor binding protein 5 L homeolog
Exons: 4
Coding region: 618-1415 (265 amino acids)
Biological process (GO): regulation of insulin-like growth factor receptor signaling pathway
Cellular component (GO): extracellular region
Molecular function (GO): insulin-like growth factor binding; fibronectin binding; insulin-like growth factor II binding
Source: RefSeq, a predicted model, not a curated record